Messenger RNA from Coffea arabica (coffee), 1851 nucleotides. RefSeq lists its product as uncharacterized. Gene Ontology annotation, cellular component: cytoplasm. Gene Ontology annotation, molecular function: zinc ion binding; ubiquitin protein ligase activity. Lineage: Eukaryota; Viridiplantae; Streptophyta; Magnoliopsida; Gentianales; Rubiaceae. The record is from RefSeq and is a predicted model, not a curated record.
CUUCAGCAAUAUAUACAACCCUAACUCACUCUCCUCAGCACCUCCCAUAACUUCCUCUCUUUCCAAUCUUCACUCUCUAAAAUCUUCUUCAAGGCAGUAAAUGACAGUCAAAUUGAUUACCCCUUCGAUUUCAGCCAUGUGAUUUAAUUUUUGCUUUUGAGAAUAAUCUAGGGUUUCUUCAGCUCUUUUUAUUUAAAAUCUUUUUCAAAUUUUUUUCCCGAGGCUCCUGAAUAAUGGCUGACGGGUUCGAAGAUGAAGUUGAGCCAACGAUUUCAAUCGGCGAGUACCUCGAGGGCGUCGAGGAACAGGAGCUAGAAGCAGAUUUGGUCCUGGGUGGUGAUGAGGGGAAAGAAUGCACAUACAACAAAGGUUAUCUGAAGAGGCAGGCCAUAUUCUCUUGCUUGACAUGCACACCAGAUGGGAAUGCUGGGGUUUGCACAGCCUGUAGUUUGUCCUGCCAUGAUGGCCAUGAGAUUGCGGAACUUUGGACCAAGAGGAAUUUUAGGUGUGACUGUGGAAAUUCAAAAUUUGGAGAGGCCUAUUGUAAGCUAUUUCCCAACAAAGAUGUGGAGAAUUUGGAGAAUUCUUACAAUCAUAAUUUCAAAGGUUUAUAUUGCACGUGCAAUCGCCCCUACCCUGAUCCAGAUGCUGAAGAACAGGUAGAGAUGAUUCAGUGCUGCAUAUGUGAGGACUGGUUUCAUGAGGAGCAUCUUGGUCUUGAACCUUCUGAUGAGAUACCAAGGGAUGAAGAGGGGGAGCCUUUGUAUGAGGACCUAAUAUGUCAGGCUUGCUCGAACAUUUGCUUCUUUCUGACUCUUUAUCCUCAAACUAUUAGGGUCACAGUCAGGCAACCGCAUGUAGCAAAUUCUGCCAAGGAUAAAGAAGUCAUUGAAAAUGCUCCUUCAUGUUUUGCAUCAUCAGAGAAGCAACAUGGAGAUUGUUCAGCUGACACUUCUACUGGAGAUUCCACUUCUGGAGCUGUCUCUGUUGGGAAGGGUAUUCUCAUAGGACAAAUUAAAGCCAACACUGCAGUUGUGCUGGAACGCAGUCAAACUGCAGGCCCAAGUAAGACAUGUAUUAUUGGGACAAAUCUGCUUGAAGCAGCACCAAAACCGGCGAAAAGCAAAGCAAUGUUAUUUUGUAAAAACUGGAGAGAAGUUCUCUGCACAUGUGAAAAUUGUUUAGACUUCUACUCUCAGAAAAGAAUUAGCUUCUUGCUUGACAGAGAGGAUUCAAUCGCUGAAUAUGAGAAAAUAGGAAAGCAGAAGAGGGACGAAAAGCUGCAGCAACAACAGGGUCAGGAAUUGAGUUUCCUCAGUAAGCUUGGCCAUGUUGAGAAAAUGGAGAUUUUGAGUGGCAUUGCCGACAUGAAAAAUGAGAUUCAUUCUUUCCUGGAGUCUUUUGACGCAUCAAAACCGAUCACAGCUGAUGAUGUUCACCAGGUCUUUGAGAAUCUUGCCAAAAAACGUAGGCGUAUGCCGUAAUCUGCAAAGUGGAUCUUUGUUGCAAUUUGCACAACUUGCUUUGCUUGUGACCAAAUUGUGGGCUUGUCCAGCAAGGUUGCAAACGGCAACUCUUUAUAUGAGAUUUGACUUGCUCUUGCUGGUCUGUGGUAAUGGAAUGUAAACUUAAAGAUUUGUGUAAUUAUUGACAUUGAAGUCCCUUUACUUCUGUCUGUUGCACUGGGUGCCUUGUAGCAUAUUCUGUGUUGAUUAGGUUAAAACUGUGAUAUUAGGAGGAGUUUUCAGCUCGCCUUUUCUGAGAGAGCAAACGCUUCGGUUCUGUUUUCAACUCUUCUUGGACCACUCAAUGCUAUUGUAUAUACAUCAGGACCAGGAGUUUAAUGUGGCA